UGCAUAUUUGCAAGACAUACACUGAUACACACUGUCGCAUCCGAAAUCUUUUGCAGCUUCGCUCAAAUGUGGGAACCAGACACAAAAAAACGUUGCCAAACCAAUGAACAUCAACAAGAGCCUAAUAACCCAACUGGACCUUCCCUCCAAUGCUUCGAGCUAAUCCUCCCAUGGCUGACCCCAAUAGAAUUAGCCAACAUUUCUCUAACCUCCAAAUCCCUAAACCAACUCUCCAAAUCCACCACUCUCCGCCGAUCCUCCGACGCUUCCAGAUCCUUCGAAAACCUCCCCAUCCCGUUCCACAACACCAUAGAUCACCACCCAUAUGCCCAUUUCAUCUACACCCCUUCACAGAUUUUCCCUUCUUCUUCACAACCCCAGCGCCAAUCAUGGGGUUCGCUGGAUUUUAGCAGCUCGGCGAGUCGACUCGGUGUGGAACCGGUGAGUUUGGUGGACGAGUUGGGGCACAGCGUGUCUGGGUGUGAUUGCGAGAGGUGUGACGAUGAGGACCCAGAUGGGUGUCCGUGUUUUUAUGGGAUGGAUGAGUUGGAUAUGGGGAACGAGUGCGGACCGAGUUGUGGGUGCGGGUUGGAGUGUGAGAAUCGGUUGACUCAGCGAGGUGUUUCGGUGAGGUUGAAGAUUGUGAGGGAUAGAAGGAAAGGUUGGGGUUUAUACGCUGACCAGUUCAUUGAGAAAGCCCAAUUUGUAUGCGAGUAUGCAGGUGAACUUUUAACAACCAAAGAGGCAACAAAUCGGCAACAAAUGUAUGAUAAACUUGCAUCAGAUGGGCAUUUUUCUUCUGCUCUAUUGGUUUUGAGGGAGCAUCUUCCAUCUGGAAAGGCAUGUAUGAGAAUCAACAUUGAUGCUACAAGGAUGGGAAAUGUGGCACGGUUCAUUAACCAUUCAUGUGAUGGUGGAAAUUUAGUGACAAAACUGGUAAGGAGCUCGGGAGCUUUGUUGCCCCGCAUUUGCUUCUUUGCUUCAAGAGACAUAAAAGAAAAUGAAGAGCUUGCCUUUAGUUAUGGUGAAGUGAGGUUAAGGGUUAAUGGUCUGCAGUGCUUCUGUGGUAGCUCUUGUUGCCUUGGAACAUUGCCUUCAGAAAAUACUUAGUUUUAGUUUUUCCUCGUACCGACCCAAUGACCUUGAAUUCUGUCUUCACUCUUCAAGUGAUGAGAUGGAGGGGAAGGGAAUAUAGAAAAAGGCUUGGAGGAGGAGAAGGGGAUGUUGAGGGGAAGGCAGGUUGGAACUGUCCCAGAGACCCCUCUUUUUACUGGGGUGAGAAAGAAAAUGAUAGAAGAAAAAAGGAGCAAGAAAAUGCAUGUUUUAUGGCCUCUUAGUUUAAAGGCCAUGUUAAUUAUUUUUGGGGUGAGAAAGAAAAUGAUUGAAGAAAAAAGGAGCAAGAAAAUUUAUGUUUUGUGGCCUUAAGGUUAUGUUAAUUCCUUAUGUUGUUCAAAACAUGUAUAACAAAUGGCCACUGACAUCAAAUGUGUUGUAUUGAAAAUGUGUGUAACUGUGUAAGUUGUAUUCAAAAUGAGUUAAAUUUGGCAUUGGCUUGGAAAA
Messenger RNA from Quercus lobata, 1560 nucleotides. Its product is annotated as histone-lysine N-methyltransferase SUVR3-like. Gene Ontology annotation, molecular function: protein binding. Lineage: Eukaryota; Viridiplantae; Streptophyta; Magnoliopsida; Fagales; Fagaceae. The record is from RefSeq and is a predicted model, not a curated record. Bases 67 to 1110 code for a protein of 347 amino acids. The transcript is spliced from 2 exons.